Protopolystoma xenopodis is the source of this 372-nucleotide messenger RNA. Lineage: Eukaryota; Metazoa; Platyhelminthes; Monogenea; Polystomatidea; Polystomatidae. The record is from the annotation of a GenBank genome assembly.
AUGGGCCUCAUUUCACUCGUUCAAGGUGCACAAGAACAAACAAGACCACGCCAAUCGGACAGAGUUAUGCCUAUUCCAGUGAAGUCGGACUCUCUGGGGGGUAAUGCACGGACUUUGAUGAUAUGCUGCAUUAGCCCAGCUGGAUCUAACUUGGAUGAAUCACUUAGCGCUGUCAAGUAUGCCAAUCGAGCACGUAAUAUCCGGAAUAUACCUGUUUCUAACCUCAACAUUUCGGACGAUUCCAGUGAGGUUUCUUCGGCUGUCACUCCAUCAAUGGCUAAUGAAAGCCGACAAAUGGCCUGCCUGAGGCAUGAAAUCUUAACCCUCAGAGCGGCGAUAGCUACGCAAAAUACAAUUGGUUCAGAUGAGUGA